Molecule: messenger RNA, 6015 nt
Organism: Drosophila serrata
Lineage: Eukaryota; Metazoa; Arthropoda; Insecta; Diptera; Drosophilidae
Gene: mop
Product: tyrosine-protein phosphatase non-receptor type protein myopic
Biological process (GO): protein transport to vacuole involved in ubiquitin-dependent protein catabolic process via the multivesicular body sorting pathway; early endosome to late endosome transport; endocytic recycling
Cellular component (GO): endosome
Molecular function (GO): protein binding; protein tyrosine phosphatase activity
Source: RefSeq, a predicted model, not a curated record
AGUUUUCACAUCUCCAACUCGUAGCCGAAUUAUUGUUUUUUGUUUCCACUAAUUAAAUUGCAAAAAAUUUGCUUAAAUUGUGCGUUUAAUAAAGCUGUAACUGGGCAGACACACAAUGGAGGCGGUGCCGCGUUUGCAUAUGUUGUGGUUCGCCCUAAAAUCGAGUCCCGAAGGUACCUCCUUUGCGCCACUGAAAAAGUACAUUGCCGAAUUCUACCAUGAAGAUCCCGAAGCUUACUCCAAAGAGGUCCAUGCCUUGGAGACACUACGCAACCAGGCCAUGCGCACCACCAAGGAUGGAGCACCCAUAAUGAAACGCUACUAUUGUCAGCUGCAUGCCCUCCAGAAUCGUUUCCCCCAGCUGGUGGAUCGCGGCAUCUUUACCUUUACGUGGAAGGAUCUCUACCACAGUGCCGUGCACGAGGUUAGCGAUCUGCGCUUUGAACGUGCCGCUGUCCUCUUCAACAUUGCCGCCUCCCACACACAAUCGGGAGCUUCGGUGACCCGUGGCGAUGUGGAUGGCAUGAAGAUGGCCUGCACUCACUUUCAGGCUGCUGCCUGGGCCUAUGGAGAGUUGAGGGAGCGAUAUGCCAAUGUCAACAGUGGCGGUGAUUUCAUGACCCAAGAGCUGCUGGUGUUCCAGCAACAGGUGUGCUUCGCCCAGGCCCAGGAGUGCAUACUGGAGAAGUCAUUAAUUGACAAUAGAAAGCCCCAUAUUGUGGCCAAGGUGACGGCCCAGAUUGUGGUUUACUAUGGCGCUGCUCUGGCGGCUCUGCUCACCGGCGGUGACGAGGGUCCCGUGGCCCAGGUCAUCGAUAGCUCGGUCUACAAGCUGUGGAAGAAAUAUGUGCGUUUCAAGAUCAAUUAUCUGAAUUGCAUCCUCUACUUGUACCAAGGACAGCAUUCCGAGGAGAAGCGACAGAUGGGCGAACGUGUGACGCUGUAUCAGGCAUCCUGGGACAAAUUGGAGGAGGCACGCAAGGAGUCCAAGGGCCUGCCCGACCAACGAGAGAUCAACGAAUCCCUCAGCUUCACCGCCGAUGUCGUGGAGGCAAAGCGCAAGAAUGCCAAGAACGAGAAUGAGUUUAUUUACCACGAAGCAGUGCCGGAGCUCUCCACCAUUGCUGCUGUCCAAGGUGCCAAUCUGGUCAAUGGCAUUGGCUUCCAAGUGACCGAUGAAGAGCAUUCCGGACCGGACAUCUUCGCCAGACUAGUGCCCAUGAAGGCGCAUGAAGCCAGUUCUUUGUACAGCGAGGAGAAAGCCAAGCUAUUGCGAAAGUAUGGAGCUCUGCUGGAGGAGAAGGACACCCAACUGGAGGCGUUCAUGAGCUCUCUAACUCUGGACAAUCUCAAUAUCAACGAGGAGCAAGCCAACAAGCUGCCCCAGGGCAUUGUGGAUCGUUGUGCUUCGCUGAACGCCAACAAGACGGCCAUCAGUGACUUGGUGGAGGCAAUGUCGCAGCUAGCUGAGAUUACAGCCGAUGUGGAGACCAAUCUUGGAGAGAUUUCCCACAUGCUAGAGGCAGAGGCCAAAGCGGAACGCGAAUUCCAAUCGGCCAGCGGCGUCCAGCGUACGCCGAAUGCUCACAUAACCGAGUUGACCAGGGAAUUCCAGAAGUACAGUGAAGCGCACGCCCGAGCUGGUGAAUCCAAUAACACGCUGCGCAAGGCUAUGAGCCUGCACGUGAAUAACCUGAAGAUUCUGGCCAGACCAUUGCCGGAAAUCCAGCAACUGAUGCCCAAGCUUAGCUCGGAGCUGAACACCACUGAGAUCUUCAAGGAUGUCAAGCUCAUUGUCAACAAAGUGAACGAAAUGAAGGCACAGCGGGCUCAAUUCCACGCGGAUCUAAGGAUUGCCAUCAACGAGGAUGACAUAACGACCAAGGUAAUAGCCCAUGGCGGCCAGGAGGGUCUCCAGGCUCUCUUUGCCACCGAACUGGGCAAGCACGACAAGCUGACACAGCUGCUGGAUCAGAAUAUGGUGGCCCAGGGCAACAUACUGCAGGCUCUCACCGAAAACUAUGCCAAGGCGGCGCCAGUGCUGAAGACCCUCCAGGAUGUGAAGCAGAAGCGAGAGCACUUCUACAGCUCUCUAGCUGCCUCCUAUGAUGUGUACGAGGAUCUUCUGGCCAAGUCGGCAAAGGGUUUGGAGUUCUACAAGAAGCUAGCUGGAAAUGUGCAGAAAUUACUCACCAGAUUCCGGUCUGCCAGAGAUGUCCAGUCCGAGGAGCGCCAGCAGCGAAUGCAGAGCGUCAAGGCGGCAGCAGCGGCGGCCACUGUCACACCUCCUUCGGUGAGUAAAUCCCUCCCAGAAGCAGCAAUCAGUAGCAGCAGCAGCAGCACGCCCAAACUGAGGGAUUACCUUAAGGCCAAGGCAGCCAUGGCGGAUGCCUCGAAUCCCGGCUAUGUGCCCACAGUGCGUCCAGUGCCAGUGGGCUCAGAGAAUCCAACGCAGGCCGCCUGUUCCUAUGCCACUGCACCGCCGCCAAAUGAGCCACCGCCGCCGUACAGCCUCACCCAGCAGCAGUACUUUGAUCCCAAUGCUGCCGGCUACACGAAUCCCAUGUAUCAGCAGCAACAGCAUGUCGCUCCGCCGGCCUACAAGGCCCAAGCAUCACCCAAUUCCCAGACGCUGCACGGAGCCAUGGCGCAGAUGAGUUUGCAAGCGACACAGGGACAGACACUGGACCACAACCAAGCGGGAUUGGGAUAUAGCUAUGGUUAUCCCAGUGGUGCAGUGCCUCCGCUGGCUUAUGCAGCGCCGGGAGUAGGUCCUGGAGCUCCAGCACCUGCCAACUCUGCUUCCCAGGGAUUCAACUACCAGCAACCCUUGUAUGUGGCCACAUCAGGGAACACUAAUCCCGUGUCCAAUCCCAGCGAGUUGCCUGCAUCCCUCCAGGCUCCAUAUGUGGUGAACACCUAUCAAGGAACGGCAGGAGCAGGCUUUCCGGGACAGGCAUACUCCCAAGUUCCUGCUGGUCAAAAUCAACAGCAAGUGGGUUAUCCACCGGCAUCAACGGGCUACCCAACAGGACAGCCCAUGGGAUUUGCUCCGAAUCAGCAGCAGCCUGGUGGAUAUGGCCAGCAACAGCCGGGAUAUUCUCCAUCGCAAAAUUCGCAACAGAUAUCCACGGGCUAUCCGCAAUCUGUGACGCCGCAGCAACAAUCGACAGGAUAUCCCCAUGCACAGACGCAGCAACAGCAGCCUUCCGGUUAUCCACAGUCCCAGACGCCGCAGCAACAGAUCACCGGUUAUCCGCAAGCUCCAACGCCUCAGCAGCAACAGAUCACCGGUUAUCCGCAAGCUCCAACGCCUCAGCAGCAACCUACGACCUAUGCCCAGUCUCAAACAACGCAACAGCAGCCAUCAGGAUAUCCACCGACCCCGCAGCAACCACAGGCAGUCCCAGGAUACCCUCCAGUUCAGACACCUCAACAGUCCCAGGGUUAUCCCCAGGCAGCAACAGGUUAUCCAACACAGCCAUCGCUGUUUCCCUCGCAGGCUGUCCAAGUAUCACCGCAGCCAGCUCCUGUGAUGCCCCAAAAUUCUGCUCCUGGUCAAUCCCUGCAGUAUCCACAACAGUACAGUGAUCCCAGUGCAGGUUUAUCUCCUGCUCCGACUGCUGAACCAUCUUCCAUUCCUGCUCCCGUACCAGCUGUAGUUCCUCCCGCUGCCGUUCCAUCACAAGCUCAACCCGCUCAAUCCUCAGCCACGUACAGCAGCUAUUCCAAUCAUCCCGGCUACAGCUUCAAUCCCCAAACGGGAAAAUACGAGUACAGCAGUGGCUAUCAGCAGGAUAGCAGCUCUUUGAAGGGAACCCAGGGCUCUCAGAGCUACCAAUUCAGCCAAAGUGGCAAGCAGCAAACGGUUGGAACCACAGACUCGGAGAGUGCCAAUCGCACUAAUCCCGCAACCGGAUUUGAUUCGCCCAUUGUGUCCCACACCAAGGCUAACCAGCCAGCCCAGGAACCCACUGCAACGGAGGGAAAUCCCACGGAGUCGUCCAACUACUACACAACUCCUUAUGGCUACCAACAGCAGCCGCAACCACAGCUGCAGCCCACACCUUUGCCUUCAACAAAUCCAACCUCGGGAUCCAUUUACAUGCAGAGCGGUGCCAGUAGCAUUGCCAACACCCAGACAACCACCAGUGGACCACCCUAUGCCUCCUCCACUGCCUCGGCUAAGCCGCAGGCAGAGACGAAGGUAGAGACUAUCCUACCCAAGACGUCCAGCAGUAAUGUGGAUCUGCUAAGUGAUCUGGACAUUGAUUGCUCUGUGGCAGUGCCUCCACCUAUGUUGCCGCAACCCAUACUGCAGCCCACACCGCCAGGCAGUCAGGUUGAGAGUGUGUCUCCUGCAGCGCCUGAGAUUCCCCCAGCAGCAGUCCCCGAAGAGAUCACUCCCAGCCCAGAUCCCGUUCCAGUCGCUCCUCCCAGGUCUGGCAGCCUGGACAAUCUUUCAAACUGCUCCGAUUUGAGUUCUUUGGAGAACUUUGAUUGGGAUUCGGUUUCCCUUACACAUUCCGCCAGCGAGAAGCAGCCAUCCAAGACAGCAACUGGAGCCAAUGGCCAUCCGAACAAUUUUUCAUUCCAAACCGAAACAUUCACCGAUGAGAAGACAACAAAGUAUUUCCAAAAGGAGGUGGAGAGCUACGAAAAGCUUCUGGAGAAUCUUCAUGUCAAGAUGCUGAAUGGAAAGACCCAGCUGGGAGCCAAGUGGCAUGAGUUGCAGCGGAAGCUCGACAAGGAAGCGAGUGCCAGCAAGCGAUCCACAGCCAUAGCAAAGUUGUUUCCCGAGAAGAAUCGAUCCCUCGAUUGUUUGCCCUUCGAUCAUGCUCGAGUGAAGCUGGACAAACAGACAGAUGAUUACAUUAAUGCAGCUUACAUGAAGAACUUGAGUGCAGGCUGCCCGGACUUUAUCAUUGCUCAGACUCCACAGGCGAAUACCAUCAACGAUUUCUGGUCCAUGAUCUGGUCGGAGAAGUCGCGUACGGUGGUCUGUUUGCAUACCACGAAUGAGCUAUUUGAUCCCUUUUGGCCACAAAGCUUGGAUCAGACCACUCAUUAUGAUGACUAUACUGUGACCUGUGUGAAAAUUCAGCAACUUAGCCACUGUACCGAGUAUCAACUGAAGUUGUCCAUGCACGGAGCAGAUGCUGUGCUGGAUUUAUCCCUGCUGCAGCUGAAGCAAUGGACCAAGGGAUCACCUGCCCAACUUCUGGGUGUGGCUCAGAAUGCCCUGGAGACCCAUCGACAUCGUUGUAAGGCAGCUAAUGCUCCCCAUUCGCCGCUCAUCAUGAACUGCUUGACGGGAUCAGAGCGUUCUGAACUGGUGGCCAUUGGAGUGUGCGCGGAAAUAGCCACUCAGACCAAGCAACCUAUGCUGAUAAAUUUGGUUGAUGUUUGGUCGCGAAUUUGCGCGCAGCGUCAGAACUCUCUAAGAGACUCGGCCAUCCUCGAGCAGUCCAUGCAGAUAGUGCUCUGCAAUGCCCAUAAUGUGCUCAAUAAGCGUGGCAUAAUGACAUCGUAUCAAAUGAAGAUGGCACCGCAAGUGAAUGCCAAGGAGCAGCAAGAGACCAAGGAUCCGCUGAACGAAUUAGAUGCCCUUUGGAAGCUUAAAUAAACUGACUGAACUUAACCAACCAAUUGUGGCAGAUAACUAAAGAUUUAUUGAGUAUUUACAACUAUUUAACUGUGUGCAAAAAACCUAUUUCUACAAAUCUGACAUUGUUGCAAACAAUUUAAAGAGAAAAUCAAAUGAAAAGUAUUUGUGAGGAUAUCGAAAUCAUUUUGUAAUCUAUAUCAUAUAUAUCGUAACUGUAAUAUUGUCUCUAACAACUGUUAUAUGAAAUGUAUUUCGAAGCUAAACGAAUCGUGAUCGUGAUGUUAAUGUGGGAUAUUUGUCAAGCGUUUCAAACCACUCUAUACGAGUAUAUUAUAUAUAUAUUAUAUCAAUGAACACUACUGGAUACUAUUGUCAAACAUUUAUAAUACUUAAUAAAAUGCAUAAAA